Messenger RNA from Desarmillaria tabescens, 1840 nucleotides. RefSeq lists its product as uncharacterized. The record is from RefSeq and is a predicted model, not a curated record. NCBI's taxonomy places the organism in Eukaryota, Fungi, Basidiomycota, Agaricomycetes, Agaricales, Physalacriaceae. The coding region runs from base 253 to 1734 and encodes 493 amino acids. The transcript is spliced from 3 exons.
UUUCUCUUUCCUUUAUAUAUCGGCGUCGGCGUUUUCUGCACAUAUUCUCUGCUCUUUGCAUCGCAGUGUGCCAGACCGCUUUCCAAAAUAAACCUCUUCUUGCCGCCUAAUCUCUUCUUUUCUUCUUCUCAAGUCUUCACCCAAUUAGCCACUGCGUCCACUUGCGUCUCCCACCAAUCCUACUUUCACCAUUGUAUCACCUUACUUUCUGUUCAGUAAUCAACAUCACAUUAAUCUCUAUCUAUCGACACCAUGACUACCGCACCUCCCAACAAUCGUGCUUCUCUUCUUGCAGGCCUUCGCACAGGCGGCGUACGCUCUUCCUCGACGACUCUCCCCCACACCGCCGCUCCAGGUGCUUCUUUUAACAUCACUCGUUUCGCAUCACAGCAUCAUCAGCCUUCAGUGUUCCCAGAGGAGGACGAAGAUGAUCAGCUCGCCGAAAUGCCUUCACAGAAUGUGUACGUCAACAAACAGUACGGUGGCAAUCGGACCCUGCCAAUGACCGCCGCUGUCGACGGAUCCAACAACCGAUUUGCUCAACAGCAGCGGGGCAUGAAUCCGAACAGUGCUCCAUUCACUCCAUCCUUUGCUGCCCCAAAUGUGAUCACACAGCCCAACAAUGUUCAAGCUCAGGCAUUUCAAUUACAGAUGAUGCAAAUGGAGUUGAUGAGACUUCAGGCCGUUCAAGCUCAGCAGCAAGCUCAGCAAUAUCAGGCUGAACUUUUGGCCCAGGCCCAGCGCCAGCAGCAACAGCAGCAGUCUCAGAACCGCAGGGCUAGUUUGGGUUUUACCGCUGCCUCCGCAGGUCCCAUGUCAACCGCAUUUGAUUUGCGCUCUGCUACCUUGAGCGCUCAGAUGCGCCGGGCAAAGGAGCAACAACCCCAGUCUGUGGUUGGUGAUGAACCUAUGACGGCUGCGUUAGGCGGUAGAUUUGGAAGUCGGGUCCCGAGCGUCCCUACGGUUCCGAUGUCCAGAUACAAUAACGACGAUAAUGAUGGUGCACCUCUACCUCCCACCCCUAACUCUACGACGGUCAUCAGCGGAGGCACUUCCCUGGGUAACCCUGCCUCAAAUAACUUGAACUCGACCGGCGCGCCGUCCAAGUCCGACUCCGCAGCUUCCUGGAGGCGGGCCGACAGGAACAAUUCUGUUCUCAGGGCGAAUCGGGCCGUGACUUCCCCGAGUGUCAAGGUGACGCCUCCCCCUGGUGAACGUAUCUCCCCACCCCCUGGACUGGCCGUCGCAGCUCCCAAGGCUCGGCCCCAACCGCUUCGUUUCAGUCCCGCCGUAUCGCAGCCGUUGCCCGCCGUAACCAUCGAUACAAGCGAAGGCGAUGAUGAUGCUGAUUCGAUCAGUUCUUCCAAGUCCGGUGGAUCCAAUUCGUCCCCUACCAGUCCUCACUCAUCCUCUUCCAACGAAAUGCCUCUCUCGCCGCGCGAAGAGGCAAGUAAGAAGUUGUACGAAGGUCUGGGAAUUGGAAGACCGCGUUCGGCCGUUUCCAACACCAUUGGUGGCAUUGAUGUUGCUCAGGCUCAGGAGUCAGUCCCGAUACCGGUUGUAUUUGGCCACAGGUUGGCCAGUCAACCGACAAGGCAGCCCCGCGGGCCGCCUUCGGGCGCCGACGAACUAGGUCCUAAGAACUUCGCGACUCGCAUAAGGAGAAAAGCCAUUGGAGGUUUGGGAAUGUUGAUGGGAGCAAGAGAGCGAAGGGAGCUUGUCGAAGCGUUUUGAACGCUCUACUGCUCUUCUUUGCGAAAUAUGAUGCCUUUUGAUGAUUAACAACAGAUAUUUAUUGUGUCGGCCAGGUUCAUCUGAGGUCGAGUGGUGUUUAGUAACA